GAACCACUCAGGCCCCCUACGCCAGAGCCGACAAUCUCAACUUAUACACGACCUGAAGAGAACGUCGGUGUUGGAGACGAUGCGUGGCGGGAGAUCAACGUUAGGCUUGUUGGCGCGCAUCCGCUGUGGGGACAUUAUUUGUGGAACGCUGCCCGGGCGUUUGCGACGUAUCUCGACACGCAUAAGCACCUCUGUCGAGGACGAUUGGUGCUUGAGCUUGGCGCUGGAGGAGCAUUACCGAGCAUUGUAACGGCCACGAAUGGUGCUGGGAAGGUAGUCGUGACCGAUUACCCUGACCGGGAACUUGUGGAAAACAUGGAAUAUAACGUGAAAACGAACGUACCGGAGCAUCAGCGGGAUCGGUUGAACGUCCAGGGAUACAUAUGGGGCCACCCCGUCAAACCACUUCUGGACGCCCUCCCAACGCCAUCGAGCAAGUUUGACCUCAUCAUACUGUCAGAUCUCAUUUUCAACCAUUCUCAGGCACGUAUGACUCAAUUCCCAAUGGAACAUGAAGCCUUGCUGAAAACGUGCGAAGAGGCAUUGUCGUCUGACUCGGCCAGCUCACACCCGUCGGUGCUGGUAUUCUAUACGCACCAUCGACCGCAUUUAGCUCAUCGUGACAUGAACUUCUUCACCAAGGCCAGGGAGCGGGGAUGGCGGUCUGAAGAGAUAUUGAGCGAGACGUUUCCGCCAAUGUUCCCAGAAGAUUCGGGUGAGGAAGCUGUUAGGUCCACCGUACAUGGGUGGAGACUAACCCGGAGGGAAAGUGUCGGCACUUGA
Laccaria bicolor S238N-H82 is the source of this 783-nucleotide messenger RNA. RefSeq lists its product as uncharacterized. NCBI's taxonomy places the organism in Eukaryota, Fungi, Basidiomycota, Agaricomycetes, Agaricales, Hydnangiaceae. The transcript has 6 exons. The annotation marks the transcript as partial. The record is from RefSeq and is a predicted model, not a curated record. Gene Ontology annotation, biological process: peptidyl-lysine dimethylation. Gene Ontology annotation, molecular function: protein-lysine N-methyltransferase activity.